Messenger RNA from Scomber scombrus (Atlantic mackerel), 2221 nucleotides. It is a transcript of the gene zc3h15, whose product is annotated as zinc finger CCCH-type containing 15. Gene Ontology annotation, cellular component: cytosol. The record is from RefSeq and is a predicted model, not a curated record. NCBI's taxonomy places the organism in Eukaryota, Metazoa, Chordata, Actinopteri, Scombriformes, Scombridae. Gene Ontology annotation, molecular function: metal ion binding; mRNA binding. Gene Ontology annotation, biological process: cytoplasmic translation.
UAGCAACAGCCGGGUUAAUGUGGAGCUGGGUCCUCACCUGAAACCUCUCAUCUAAAUACAUAUUACACCGCUACACCUGCUUUGUACACGACUAAACCCUAAGCCAACAUGCCUCCGAAGAAACCCGCCCCGGCCGCGGGAAAUAAAAAAACUCAAGAGAAGAAAAAGGAAAAGAUAAUUGAGGACAAGACAUUUGGCUUGAAAAACAAGAAAGGAGCCAAACAACAGAAGUUCAUCAAGAACGUCACUCAUCAAGUCAAACAAAGUGUCAAAACGGAUGGAGACAAGACCAACAAGAAGGGUGAUAAAAAGAAAGAGUUGGAUGAACUCAACGAGCUCUUCAAGCCUGUAGUUGCUGCUCAGAAAGUCAGUAAAGGUGUCGACCCGAAGUCGGUGCUGUGUGCGUUCUUUAAGCAGGGCCAGUGUACUAAAGGCGACAAGUGCAAGUUCAGCCAUGACUUGUCUAUGGAUCGUAAAUGUGAGAAGAGGAGCCUCUACGUGGACGAAAGAGACGAUGAGCUGGAGAAAGCGUGCAGCUCUUGGUAUCCACGUGACUCGGAUCACCCUGGAGACUUUCCUGGCUUGGAAGAAGAGGAAAAGGCAGGAGAAGGUGGAUAAAGCGAGAGAGGAGAUGGAGAAGAAGAAGGCCGACUUUAAGGCUGGAAAAUCGCUAGUGGUGAGCGGCCGCGAGGUGUUUGAGUUCCGUCCAGAGCUCGUUGACGACGACGACGAAGAGGCCGACGACACUGGAUACACCAACCAAGAUGAUGAUGAGAGUGAGGAAGAGAUUGACACUACAGAUAUCCAGGACAUAGACUUAUCCCGUUUCGUUCCACAAGAGGUCGACAACACAGGUAUUACCGUAGCGUCCACGGACCGCUUCACUGCCAAGAAUAAGAAGCAGCACACGGAAGAAGACAACGAGGAACAGCUGAACGGAGCGUGCGUUGGCGGCGCCGAGGCCAACGGACUGUCGGGUGCCGAGGGAGGCGGAGAAGACGAAGGAGAGGAAGAAGAAGACGAGGACGAAGAUGUGCCGGUGGACGAAAACCUGUUCACGGGAGAAGAUCUAGAGGAACUCGACGAGGAGCUCAACACAAUGGCGCUGGAAGACUGAGAAGGAAGUGGAGGAGGAAGUGGAGGAGGAAGUGGAGGAGGAAGGAGGGAGCUGGAGAUGGACUAAAGUGACUUAAGGUGGACUGAUGGAUGCAUGGAGCUAAACAACAAAGAGACCCGAUGUUUGAAUGAUUUUAAAAAGAUUUCAGAGACUCCAGUAAUAAAAGCCUGACUAUAUCACGACAUCACUUCCUGUCUCUGCCCCCUCUGUUUUCUGUAUCACCCCCCCCCCCCCCCUUACGCCUCCCCAAAAUCACUCUCUCUCUCUCUCUCUCACAGCCCACAGAGUCUUCAGGGUAUUUUGUUUUUUCCCCCCCUCUUAUCGGGUGUCCACAGGGCCAAAUUAGGGAUCAUCAGGGCCAACUCCACAUGAAUGUUGCUCAGAAAUAUUAAAAAAAAGAGAGACUUUAGCUGCUGUCGUGCACUUUUUUCUUCUUCUUUUUUUUUGGGGGGGGUCGCUCCACAAGCUCACUCGUCUUCUUUUCCAUUGGAAUAAAUUUUUACUUUUUUGAAUAAAAUUAGGCUUCAAAUUGCUUUUUCUACCCGAAUCAAAGUUAAAAUAUUGUAAUAUAAUGAUUUGCAGAGUGAGAUGUUACAACAGAAAAGGGCUUAGAAAUGACGGCAUUGUACUUUUAAAAUUAAUAAAGAAGAUUAUACUGUGGAAGGAGGAGAAAGGCUUCAAUAAAUCUUACAGAUUAUUGAUUAUUGGGAGCUUUUUACACAGCGGGGGAAAUGAACAGGAGUGAUUCUGUUGUAAGAAAUUCAGUCUUGUUCAAAGCUUCACAUGUUUAAACCAAAAAAAGAAAAAAAAUUAAAAAUCAAAUUGUUUUAAUGGCCUUCACACUUCAGUUUAUCAUGUCCAUUCAGCUGAAGUUUAAAACCCACAUUAUAUUUUUGUGUGUUUAAUGGGAAGAAGAAGAAAAAAAGUUAGCUUCUGAAAUGUUGUGGCCCUUUUUUUCUGAGACCCAGAUUAGCGCUCUUAUUGUGAAAAACUCCAACAGGAAGAAGGAAACCCCACAUUAAUCCCAUUUGCCAGCCCAGUAUUGUAAAUAAUAUUCUCAUGAGAUGCCUCCCAGGGGAAAAAUAAAAUAUUACUGUGCAUCCA